Molecule: messenger RNA, 1659 nt
Organism: Eremothecium gossypii ATCC 10895
Lineage: Eukaryota; Fungi; Ascomycota; Saccharomycetes; Saccharomycetales; Saccharomycetaceae
Gene: MLS1
Product: malate synthase MLS1
Exons: 1
Coding region: 1-1659 (552 amino acids)
Biological process (GO): glyoxylate cycle
Cellular component (GO): peroxisomal matrix; cytoplasm
Molecular function (GO): malate synthase activity
Source: RefSeq, marked provisional
AUGGUAGCAGUCAGCUUAGAAAGAGUGCAGGUGCUCGGGCAGAUCGACGCGGAGCCACGGUUCAAGCCGUCGACGACGACAGUGGCGGACAUCGUGACGAAGGAGGCGCUGGAGUUUGUGGUGCUGCUGCACCGCACGUUUAACGGGCGGCGGAAGGACCUGCUUGCGCGGCGGCAGGAGCUGCAGCAGCGGUUGGACAGCGGGGAGGCGACGCUGGACUUCCUGCCGGAGACGCGGGCGAUCCGCGAGGACCCGACGUGGCAGGGGCCGCCGCUGGCGCCGGGCUUGGUGAACCGUUCGACGGAGAUCACGGGCCCGCCGCUGCGGAACAUGCUGAUCAACGCGCUGAACGCGGACGUGAACACCUACAUGACGGACUUCGAGGACUCGCUGGCGCCGACGUGGGAGAACAUCACGUACGGGCAGGUCAACCUGUACGACUUGAUCCGCAGCCGCGCGGACUUUGCGGUGGGCAGCAAGCAGUACCAGCUGCGCGACCGGUUUGAGCGGCUGGCGACGCUGCUGGUGCGGCCGCGCGGGUGGCACAUGGUAGACAAGCACGUGCUUGUCGACGACGAGCCCAUCAGCGCCUCGAUCCUGGACUUCGGACUUUACUUCUUCCACAACGCGGCUAAGCUAGUGGAGGUGGGCAAGGGCCCAUACUUCUACCUGCCCAAGAUGGAGCACCACCUGGAGGCCAAGCUGUGGAACGACAUUUUCAACGUGGCGCAGGACUACAUCGGCAUGCGCCGCGGCACCGUGCGUGCGACCGUGCUGAUCGAGACUCUGCCUGCCUCGUUCCAGAUGGACGAGAUCAUCUGGCAGCUGCGCCAACACUCCGCAGGCCUCAAUUGCGGGCGCUGGGACUACAUCUUCAGCACCAUCAAGAAGCUGCGCGGGCAGUCGCAGCACGUGCUGCCUGACCGUGACCAGGUCACGAUGACCUCACCGUUCAUGGACGCCUACGUCAAGAGCCUGAUCCGCACGUGCCACCGCCGCGGCGUACACGCCAUGGGCGGUAUGGCCGCGCAGAUCCCCAUUAAGGACGACCCCGCCGCGAACGAGGCCGCGCUCGCCAAGGUCCGCGCAGACAAGAUCCGCGAGCUGCAGAACGGCCAUGACGGCUCCUGGGUCGCACACCCCGCGCUCGUGCCCAUCUGCAACGAGGUCUUCCGCAACAUGGGCACGCCGAACCAAAUCCACGUUGUGCCCGAGGUCCACAUCGGCGCGCGCGACCUCGUCAACACCUCCAUCUCCGGCGGCCGCGUCACGAUCGCGGGUAUCCGCCAGAACCUGGACAUCGGCCUGCAGUACAUGGAGGCCUGGCUGCGCGGAAGCGGCUGUGUCCCCAUCAACAAUCUGAUGGAGGACGCCGCCACCGCAGAGGUCUCGCGCUGCCAGCUUCACCAGUGGGUCCGCCACCGCGUCAAGCUCGCGGACACUGGCGAGAACGUCACCCCGGACCUCGUCCGCGGCCUCUUGCGCGAGCGCACCGACGCCCUGGCUCGUGCCAGUCGCGCCGGCUCAUCGAACAAGUUUGCGCUGGCCGCUAAGUACCUCGAGCCGGAGAUUACCGCCGAGCGCUUCACGGACUUCCUCACCACCUUGUUGUACGACGAGAUCGUGACCCCCACAAACGCCUCAAAGUCGCGUCUCUGA